AUGGCAACAACGCUAAGCCCGUCUAUCUUCUUUGUUCAGGUCACGCUGUGUGUUCUGACUCACCACGUGCCGACCCCACCCAAGAAUGAAGUCAGCAUCUUGAACCCGCCGGCAGUGAGCAUCAACUGCGCACACCCCGGAGCGCACCAUGAAACGUCACCAACACAUCACGGUUUGAAGACGGCGCCGCCAGUGGAGGCAUAUAAAGAGGAUCGCGCCAUGGAAUUCCUCGGAGGGCACGGCGGGACCGCAAUGGCAACAACGCUAAGCCCGUCUAUCUUCUUUGUUCAGGUUUGUGACAAACAUGCUUCUUGCUUUCGAAGCAAUUAUAGAUGUAUUGUUGUCCUGCCGUGCCCGGCCACAAUUGAGUGUCUUAUUGUGGAUGCAUGGAGUGUCAUUUUGAUCCUUCUAUCUGGAGAUGUCGAGCAAAACCCUGGGCCUCAAGGGAUAGAGGAACUGAAGGUGAUGAUGAACGCCAUGCUUACUUCGCAGAACGACCUUAAAACGCGAAUUGUUAACCUGGCGGCUUCCCAGGAAAAGCUAGAAUCAACAGUGAACGCUAGGAUGAACGAAGUUAUGACAGCUUUACAGGAGCACAAGGGAGAGAUUCGUGUACUGCAGGGGGAAGUCACAUCCUUUAGAAAUGACCUCCAGCUCCAACAAAAGCGCCUCGACGACUUAGAAAAUAGGAGUAGACGCCGCAACCUUGUCAUUUUCGGGUUUCCUGAGCCCGACCGUGAAAACACCGAAGCAUUAAGAAGCCAAAUAAUCCAGGACUUAAUAGGACAGAAGCUUGGAGUAACUGUUAGCUCGGUGGAAAGAGUCCACAGGAUAGGAAAAAAACAACCAGACAAACCGCGGCCUGUGAUAAUAAACUUCUUUGACUAUAACGAAAAACUGAAAGUACUAAAAAAUUGUAAUAAAUUAAAAGGAACUACAAUCUCAAUCAACCACGACUUUUGUAAGGGUACACUUGCCAAAAGAAGCAAACUUUGGUCCAAAUCUGGGGACUUCAAAGCCAGAGGACGUAAGGUAGUGCUGGACUAUGAUAAACUACGGGUUGAUGACGACCUAUAUGAAUGGGACGAGCAGAAUGACUGCCUGAAGUGCAUCCGCUCUCAGGAGCGACGGAAUGACGUCGACUGACUUGAAUCGAAACAGU
Messenger RNA from Ixodes scapularis (black-legged tick), 1162 nucleotides. RefSeq lists its product as uncharacterized. The transcript has a single exon. Gene Ontology annotation, cellular component: ribonucleoprotein complex. The coding region runs from base 1 to 1146 and encodes 381 amino acids. Lineage: Eukaryota; Metazoa; Arthropoda; Arachnida; Ixodida; Ixodidae. Gene Ontology annotation, biological process: retrotransposition. Gene Ontology annotation, molecular function: single-stranded RNA binding. The record is from RefSeq and is a predicted model, not a curated record.